AAAACCGACCGAUUCAGUUCGCUCCAACUAUGUCUCGAACAUAGUUUUGUUCUGGGUUCUUCGACAUUUCAACAAACAGUUAGAGCUCCAACUUGGUUUUAAGUUCUGUUCUGUACCAAAAUGAGCGAUUAUGGACCUACUUGCCAAUUCUUUGCCCCAUAUCUUGAAUCCGGCGACAACAGGUAUCAACUAAAGCCUGAAUUUCCCAAUGCUGAUAAAGAUUUCAAAGAUCUCUCUGACAUUGAAAGCCAACCUUUCAAGAAACCCAGAACUUCUGAAGUCGUAUUGAUCUCUGCGAUUCCCAUGGCGCAGAAUAAAACGUUGCCUUGUAAUUUCAAAACGAGACUUUGCAAUAACUUCAAAAUGGGUAAUUGCCAUUAUGGGCAGGGAUGUUGUUUUGCCCAUGGAAUUAGUGAUCUCCGCAAGACUUGGCGUAAUUGGCAAGGACUGGAAACUGAGGAGGGCUUCAAGGCCAGGACUUGUGAUCAUAGAAGAACUUCUAAUGAUGUAUGCAGAUUGUUCUUUAAUGGGGGAAAAUGCACAUAUGGAGACAAAUGCCGCUAUCCUCAUCAUGUAACUCCUGAAAACAUCAGAGAGAAGUCAGCGAUAAGUAUUUCAACUACUGGGGCUCACAUUGGUGGUUCUGGUCAAUUUUACAGCAAGAGGUCUUUGGUGGAAUCUGGAAGUGUGCAGAAUUCGAGGACUUCUUCUACAAGUAUGUCAAAACGUAGGAUGGGAAUUGGGGCUACUUAUCGCAAACAACUGCAGGGUAGGGAAUGCAACUUCAAGUGGAACGAACUAGAGAAAAUGAGUCGCAUCUAUGCUGAUUGGAUUGAAGAUAUCCCCCUUGUACGUGGCUCAUCAAGCAAAGCGGAGUGCUGAUCGAGUUUAGUUUGAUAUGUGUAAAGGAAGAGAUUAGUUCUGUAUUCUUCCUGUACAGAUAGGAAGUUUGUUGUGUUUUCCUAGAUCUAACACCUUAGUUUUGUUGAACAAGUGCGGGAUUGACGUUUGAUCUCGAUACAUGGCUUAUGGCUUAAUAAUCAGAAGAUGCUUUGUAUGACUCCAACUCUGCUGAAUCAGGAGAAUCCAACUCGACCAGAAAACCAGCAAACCUAAGUCCCUACAAAGUUCUUAUAUCUUGAUUUUCCCCUAUCUCUGUUAUCCAGGGAUUUCAGUCGUUACUUUGCUUUUUGUAAAGGCAUGUUUUCUUUUUACAAGAUGUCGUGUGUCAAAUGGAUGUAACUAGCAGAAAAUUGGUUCGUGUAGUGUGAACUGACUUGAAAAUGUUAUUUGCAAGUAACUGUCA
Molecule: messenger RNA, 1306 nt
Organism: Prunus mume (Japanese apricot)
Lineage: Eukaryota; Viridiplantae; Streptophyta; Magnoliopsida; Rosales; Rosaceae
Product: zinc finger CCCH domain-containing protein 39-like
Molecular function (GO): metal ion binding; mRNA binding
Source: RefSeq, a predicted model, not a curated record